AUGUCAUUAGGUAGCAGUCCAUUUCAGGAAAGAAGAAUUGUCGUUUUAGGUGCUGGAAUUAUCGGUUGUGUCACCGCAAGAACCUUAUUGCAGCAGGGAUUUCAAGUCACGAUUGUUGCCAAACAUCUUCCUGGCGACGAAGAUAUAUGGUAUGCGUCAACCUGGGCUGGUGCAUUGUGGCAUGGUGCUCCAGACUUACCUAACGAUCUCCAUCGUUAUCUAGAGGCAGUAUCAUACCGCCGGUUCAAGAGUGACAACUUCAAUAGUCCUGAAUGUGGAGUAUGUGUUAUUCAAUUAGAUGAAUAUUUUGAGAAAAAACCCAAGGAUCUGGACCUAUGGUUUAAGGGAGUAAAUCCAAAGUUCAGAGAUAUGGAAAAAUCAAAAUAUGAGGGUACUGGGUUUGAAUAUGGUUGUGAGUAUGAAACAUUAGCAAUCGAGCCUCGUCGUUAUCUCAAAUUCAUAAAACAAGAGAUUGAAAACCUUGGCGGCCACUUUAUUUGCAGAUCAAUUGCAUCCAUGGAUGAGCUCUAUCAAGACUACGAAGAUAGUAUCGUUUUUGUUAACGCAUCUGGAAUUGGACCUAUGACAAUCAAAGGGUUGGAAGAUGAUAAAUGCUAUCCCAAUCGAGGACAAAAUGUGCUUGUUCGGACGAAAACUGACAAAGGGUUUAGUCGUAGCGGUGAAGAGUAUACAUAUGUAAUACCUCGGCCACUCUCUGGGGUAGUGGUUUGUGGAGGUGUGAAUGAACCCAAUAAAACUCACGCUGACAUUGAUAUGGAAAUUGUUGAGGAUGAAAUCAGAAGAGCUCAUAAGCUCGCACCUGAGGUGAUUUCAAAAGCGCCUGAUAUUGCGGGUUAUGUCGUUGGAAUAAGACCUGCUAGAAAAGGAGGGUUUAGAUUGGAAAAAGAACAGGUUGCGAAGAACAAGUACAUCCUUCAUGCUUAUGGAUUCAAUGGUAAAGGCUAUGCCUUUUCAUAUGGUGCAGCUUAUAUGGUAGGAACCUUGGUCGAAGAAAUUGAAAAAGAGUAUACCGCCAACACAAGAAAGAGGUAA
Messenger RNA from Meyerozyma guilliermondii ATCC 6260, 1053 nucleotides. RefSeq names its product FAD-dependent oxidoreductase. The transcript has a single exon. The record is from RefSeq and is a predicted model, not a curated record. Lineage: Eukaryota; Fungi; Ascomycota; Pichiomycetes; Serinales; Debaryomycetaceae. Gene Ontology annotation, molecular function: FAD binding; D-amino-acid oxidase activity. Bases 1 to 1053 code for a protein of 350 amino acids.